AAGCUGAUUUUUUUUUUUAAAGAAUCACACUUACAAAAACUUUUGUUUAACAGAAGCAUCAUGAUUAAGACACCAUCCCUUGAUCCCCUCAAACUCCAAAAAGCACCGUUUUUUCUUUCUUUUUUCUUUACGUAAAUCCAUAGGCGAACAAUUUUUCAACCCACACACACACACACUCACACACUCCCCCACAUCUGAAACAGCACAUGACAAAGACACCAUUUUUAUAUAUGAUUGUAAUAACAAAUUAGAGAGACCCCUAUUCCAGAUUUUUCAUGUAGCCCCCCCACCCCACCCACACCUCUCCUCUCUACUCUCCCCCUCACCCCCCUAAGAAGAAAAAAAAAAAAAAGAUGGCAGAGCUGGGUUUUCAAGACUCGAGAUCGGGCUUCAGGGCCCGAGAUUUAAGCCCGGAUUCCGUGAUUUUCACUCCUGAAUCAAACUUCAGUCUCUUCUCUUCCGCUUCUGCUAGUGUGGAGCGCUGCUCUUUCACCUCUGAUAUACCCGAUCAAGAUUCUGUUUCCUCUGCACUCUCUCAACAGCAUUUGGCAGUGCAUGAUUUAUCUCAAGAAUUGAGUGGUCCGGAUCCAGAUCCGAACAAACCCAUAUCUGUACACAAGAAUAGCAUCACCCUCAGCAAAAAGGGUAAAGCUAAAGUUCAAAAACUAGAUAGCAGCGAUGCCGACACCACGGAGGAUGAAAAUGUAGCCGCAGAUUCUGCGAGAAACUCCUUCUCUCAAGCGCUUAAAGAAUGUCAAGACAGGAGAUUCCGAUCCGAAGUUCUGUUGAAAAAACCAAACCAUCAACGACCGGCUUCGCUCGAUCUAAACAGUUCUUCGCCGAGGCUUAAAAUAAUGAAGAAACCGUCUUCCGCAACUCCAAGAACCGCCAAUUUCCCGAGCCCCGGUACGCCCAACUACCGCCACUCGAGCGUCGGUGUUCAAAAAGGGUGGAGCUCCGAGCGAAUUCCACUCCACUCGAAUGCGAAUCGAAGAAAUUUGAACACCGCACUGUUGCCUUAUAAUACUAACGGAAGGACUCUGCCUUCGAAAUGGGAAGAUGCAGAGAGAUGGAUUUUCAGCCCCGUAACGGGAGAUAGUGCGUUGAGAGCUUCGUUCCAGCAGCAGCCACAGAGGCGGCCGAAAUCGAAGAGUGGGCCCCUCGGCCCCCCUGGGGUUGCUUACUACCACCUGUUUUCUCCGGCACCGCCAGAAGGAGGGGGGAAACAGGCGGCGGAUUCUCCGUUUUCCACCGGAGUCAUGGCCUCCGGCGGAAACUUCCUCAUGGGCACGGAACCUUGCAUGGCGAGGUCGAUUAGUCUACAUGGAUGCUCGGAAAUGAUUAGCCAAUCAUCGUUGACGGGACAUCAUGACGAGAAAUACGGGGGCUAUGAAGAUGCUGCGAAUAACAUAUCCCGUGUUGUUUCGAGAAGGGAUAUGGCGACUCAAAUGAGUCCAGAGAGUAGCAUGCAAUCUUCGCCAGGGAGAAUUUCGUCAUUUUCACUAGCGACCCCUUCUGUACUACCGUUGCAGAAAAUCCGUUCUUCUUCCAAGCAAGAAAUCAGGGAUGUAAAAAUUGACGAAAGGGUUACGGUCACGAGAUGGUCGAAGAAGAAUAAUAGUCAAAAUGCCAAUGACUGGAAAAGAAAAAGUGUAGACUUUCACUCGGCAAGUUGGGAAGUUGUUUCGGCAGAGACUUCAACGAGUGUUUCGAAGAUUGAGAGGGAGGAGUCGAAAAUUACUGCUUGGGAGAAUCUGCAGAAAGCAAAAGCUGAGGCUGCAAUAAGAAAACUAGAGAUGAAGUUGGAGAAGAAGAGGUCAUCAUCCAUGGAUAAAAUAAUGAACAAAUUGAGAUAUGCGCAAAAGAAGGCUCAAGAAAUGAGAAGUCAUCAAAUUGGAAGACCGUCGGAAAAAGCAUUAUCCUUUCGUAGGGCUCGUCAGAUUACUUCACUCAGUGGAUGCUUUACUUGCCAUGCUUUUUAGUUCAUCUACACCAUAGAAAAAAAAGAAUGUUCGUUCGGAUGAGCAAAUAUCGUAACGGGAAGCUCUGAAAAUGGAGUAGAUUGAGUUUAGCAGCAGGAUAAUCUUGGGAAAAUUCUCGACCGUGGUUUAUGGAAUUAAUUCAGGUAGUGAAAAUGAUAUCCUGGAGUGGUUGUAUUUUGUAAGUAUGUACAUCAAUUCGAUGACCCUGUGUGAAAGAAACGAGAUCCGUUUGUGGAUUAACUCACUGAGUUAGUCCUAAUUUCCUCUACAUUGCAAUAAUAUCAGUCCGUUCGUU
This is a messenger RNA of Erythranthe guttata (spotted monkey flower), 2277 nucleotides long. The record is from RefSeq and is a predicted model, not a curated record. NCBI's taxonomy places the organism in Eukaryota, Viridiplantae, Streptophyta, Magnoliopsida, Lamiales, Phrymaceae.